AUGACGCCCGUCCUCCAGGGCGCCGCCCAGAAGUACGUCCCCCGCGCGGUCUUGGUCGAUCUCGAACCCGGCACAAUGGACGCGAUCCGAUCCGGUCCCCUUGGCGACUUCUUCCGCCCAGACAACAUGGUCCACGGCCAAUCCGGCGCCGGAAACAACUGGGCCAAAGGGCAUUACACCGAAGGCGCGGAGCUGGUCGACCAAGUCCUCGACGUCGUGCGCCGCGAAGCCGAAACGUGCGAUAGCCUCCAAGGGUUCCAGAUCACGCACUCACUCGGCGGCGGCACGGGUUCCGGAAUGGGAACCCUUCUCAUCGCUAAGGUCCGCGAGGAAUUUCCGGAUAGGAUGAUGGCAACGUAUUCAGUUCUCCCGUCGGCGAAAGUGUCCGAGGUCGUAGUGGAACCGUACAACGCGACGCUAUCGGUCCACCAGCUCGUCGAAAACAGCGACGAGACGUUUUGCAUCGACAACGAAGCGCUGUAUGAUAUCUGCCGUCGGACGCUGAAACAGACGCACCCUUCGUACGGCGAUCUCAACAAGCUGGUGGCGAGGGUGAUGUCGGGCCUGACGACGGGGUUCCGCUUCCCGGGACAACUGAACGCGGAUUUGAGGAAGCUGGCCGUGAAUCUGGUGCCGUUUCCGCGACUGCACUUCUUCACCGUCGGGUUCGCGCCGUUGACGACCGCGGCGGCGUAUCAGAAUCUCGGGGUGCCGGAGCUCACGCAGCAGAUGUUCGACCCGAAGAACGUCAUGUCCGCGUCCGACUUCCGCAACGGGCGGUUCCUGACAUGCUCGGCGAUCUACCGGGGUAAGGUGUCGACGAAGCAGAUCGAGGAUCAGAUCCGGGCGGUGCAGACGAAGAACUCGAAUUACUUUGUCGAAUGGAUCCCGAAUAACGUGCAGACGGCGCAUUGCUCGAUCCCACCUAGGGGUAUGUCCGCCUCAGCUACGUUCAUCGGGAACUCGACUGCCAUUCAGGACAUUUUCCGACGUAUCGGGGAGCAGUUUAGUAUGAUGUACCGCCGAAAGGCCUUCUUACAUUGGUACACCGGCGAAGGCAUGGAUGAGAUGGAGUUCACGGAGGCGGAAUCGAACAUGAAUGAUCUAGUGUCUGAGUAUCAGCAGUAUCAGGAUGCCGGGGUUGAUGACGAGGAGCCUGAAGGGUUUGAAGAGGAUGUUCCGGCGGAGGAGUGA
Messenger RNA from Colletotrichum karsti, 1194 nucleotides. RefSeq names its product tubulin beta chain. The coding region runs from base 1 to 1194 and encodes 397 amino acids. The record is from RefSeq and is a predicted model, not a curated record. Gene Ontology annotation, molecular function: structural constituent of cytoskeleton; GTP binding; GTPase activity. Lineage: Eukaryota; Fungi; Ascomycota; Sordariomycetes; Glomerellales; Glomerellaceae. The transcript has a single exon. Gene Ontology annotation, biological process: microtubule cytoskeleton organization; mitotic cell cycle. Gene Ontology annotation, cellular component: microtubule; cytoplasm.